UUUCCACGGACAUCCCUCGCUCUUGGCCAAUGGCGUUAUCGCAUUCUCGCAUUGUCCGUCGUACGUCGCGGGCAGCCGCGUGGUGCAAUCGCACCGGCCCAGCACGCUGCCUUCAUCGGAAGGGGAUGAGCGACCGUCGCAGACGUAUCCGGACGAAUAACUGCCGCGGACACAAACGCGCCGGUUUGUGGCUAGGGCUGCGGCUCGGAUAUCUGUGGCCAGCCAUUCAGGGGAAUCUCGGACUUUUCUGUCGCAAGGAUACCCACAUGAAGACAGGCUGCGAAAUUGUAUAGAAUGGAAGGUACCUCAAAUAAAACUCGCGUUUCCUUGGCCAUCCGCUCAAAUUCCUUGGGAUUGCAUUUGGGAAUUGACUUUCAGACACUCACAUUACCAUGCAGUUCAACGACGUGCACACCGACGGCGGCCUCAAGAAGCUCAACGGCUUCCUCACGGCGCGCUCGUACCUCGAGGGCUUCCAGUUCUCGGCCGCCGAUAGCACCACGUUCGCCAAGCUCUCGAGCGCGCCGGACGCCUCCAAGUACCCCAACGUCUACCGCUGGUAUGUGCACAUCGCCGCCAAGCUCGGCCGUGCCGCGUACGCGCCCAAGGCUGCUGCCCCGGCCGCCGCCAAGCCCGCCACGCCUAAGGCCGCCACGCCCAAGGCUGCCAAGCCCGCCGAUGACGAUGAUGAUGACAUGUGGGGCGACGACGACGAGGAGGAGGACGAGGCCGCCAAGGCCGCCGCCAAGAAGCGCGCCGACGCUGCCAAGGCCUCGAAGAAGGAGAAGGCCAAGCCGAUUGAGCGCUCGCAGGUCGUGAUUGAGGUCAAGCCCUGGGAAGCCGAGACCGACCUUGAGGCGCUUGCCAUCAAGAUCAAGGCCCUCGAAGUCAACGGCCUCUCGUGGGGUGAGGGCCACAAGCUCGUCCCGGUUGCCUUCGGCAUCAAGAAGCUCCUCGUCCAGUGUAUCAUUAUUGACGAACUUGUCUUGUUGGACGACAUCACGGAAGCCAUCGAGCAGUUCGAGGACGACGUGCAGUCGGUCGACGUCGCCUCGAUGAACAAGAUGUAAAUUCGUCGGUGUUUCUAUCUUCUCUUUAAUUAGUACAACAAGUAGACAGUAGUAGAUUGAUUAAAACACUAGGCUAUUUGUCUGUCA
Messenger RNA from Saprolegnia diclina VS20, 1157 nucleotides. RefSeq lists its product as hypothetical. Lineage: Eukaryota; Oomycota; Saprolegniomycetes; Saprolegniales; Saprolegniaceae. Gene Ontology annotation, cellular component: cytosol. Gene Ontology annotation, molecular function: translation elongation factor activity; guanyl-nucleotide exchange factor activity. Gene Ontology annotation, biological process: translational elongation. The transcript is spliced from 2 exons. The coding region runs from base 393 to 1070 and encodes 225 amino acids. The record is from RefSeq and is a predicted model, not a curated record.